AUGGCCUUGGCUAUGGGACUAAAAGCAACACUAAACCAGUGUUUCGCUGUACCACUGGUGGUCCUCUCCACGAGAAGCCAUGCGUCAAAAUUCUCCGAGGGUCCGGCAGUGUUGCUCGCUCCCCUCUUACGGAUUACCUCCUCCUGUUGGUGGGAGUCGUACAAAGUAGACCAACAAGUAAAUAGAUACUCUACACUCGACACGACGCGCGCCAUCCACGAUCCCAGCUUGCUGUUUCCAUUGAUCUUCCGUGUGAUCUAUCCAUCCGAAACAGACCCUGAACGGAUUUCCGGACCCCGAGCUUCUUCGGUUUUCUGUUUGUUCGAUCUCAAGGGUCUCUGCCGGCCCGGAGAUCCUUGA
Messenger RNA from Aspergillus niger, 360 nucleotides. RefSeq lists its product as hypothetical. The record is from RefSeq and is a predicted model, not a curated record. The coding region runs from base 1 to 360 and encodes 119 amino acids. The transcript is spliced from 4 exons. NCBI's taxonomy places the organism in Eukaryota, Fungi, Ascomycota, Eurotiomycetes, Eurotiales, Aspergillaceae.